GCUUGAAGAGUAACGCCCGGGGGAGGGGGCGGGCGCCGAACCCACGCAUCCCUAGCCCGGCCGUGGUCCCCUGCAGUCUCGGGGCCGUCCCCCCUCCCAGGGGCCGGCACCAACAUGCCCUUUGACUUCAGGAGAUUUGACAUCUACCGGAAGGUACCAAAAGACCUCACGCAGCCAACGUACACUGGGGCCAUCAUCUCUGUCUGCUGUUGCCUCUUUAUUCUGUUCCUCUUCCUCUCGGAGCUCACUGGAUUCAUAGCCACUGAAGUAGUGAACGAGCUAUAUGUUGACGAUCCAGAUAAAGACAGUGGAGGCAAAAUAGAUGUCAGUCUGAACAUCAGUUUGCCGAAUUUACACUGUGAAUUGGUUGGACUGGACAUCCAGGAUGAGAUGGGGAGACAUGAAGUCGGACAUAUUGACAACUCGAUGAAAAUCCCUCUGAACAAUGGUGAAGGCUGCCGGUUCGAGGGCCAGUUCAGCAUCAACAAGGUCCCUGGCAACUUUCAUGUAUCAACACACAGUGCCACUGCACAGCCCCAGAAUCCAGACAUGACUCAUGUCAUACACAAGCUGUCCUUUGGAGACACAUUGCAGGUUCAGAACAUUCAUGGAGCAUUCAACGCUCUAGGAGGAGCAGAUAAACUCACUUCUAACCCCCUUGCAUCCCAUGAUUACAUCUUGAAGAUCGUCCCCACAGUGUAUGAAGAUAAGAGUGGAAAGCAGCGGUACUCAUACCAAUACACGGUAGCCAACAAGGAAUAUGUUGCCUACAGUCACACGGGUCGCAUCAUCCCUGCCAUCUGGUUUCGUUAUGACCUGAGCCCCAUCACGGUGAAGUACACAGAGCGGCGACAGCCUCUGUACAGGUUCAUCACCACGAUCUGUGCCAUCAUUGGAGGCACUUUCACGGUGGCCGGAAUCCUGGACUCCUGCAUUUUCACAGCAUCUGAGGCCUGGAAGAAGAUUCAACUUGGAAAGAUGCAGUAACCCUGUGACUCCGACUCAUUUUGCCAGAGACAGCAAUGCAGGAUCCCAGACUCAUCACUCUAACAAAUAUAUUUCCUUUUUCCCUCUAUCCGAGUUGAUAUGCAGUUUUGUUGGUUGAAGUUACAGAGUGGAUAGUUGUUACACCAAGGUUUCUCUUCCCACACCAUACUCCCAUCUCGGGGGAAUUCCAGCUUACACAUUAUCUUCUUUUGUUUUCGAAAAGACAAUACCGAGUAUUUUUAGGAAGAAAGUCCACUGCCAAUGCCAAGAAUCAUGGUGCUCCCUACCCUGGGGGGUAGGGGGUAGGGGUAGAAACAAUUUCCUAAGAAGCAAUCAGGAAGGCUCAAGGGUUGUUGUGAUUUGGGUUCCAACAGCCUGCAGAGUUUCAUUGGGAAGUAACAAGAGAGUCUAGGAGUGACAGGUUCUCAUUAUCUUUCGCCCAGUUACCUGGCUCACUUCUCCUGGGCAUCAAUCUGAAGUAAGUGGAGAGUGAGGAAAGCCCUUUUGGAAAGAGAAAGCAUUUGGUUUCUUGCCCAGGGGUACCGUGUGGCUUUUGCUGUCAGACCUUUCCCUAUGCCCAUCCAUAACAUCACACUUUGGCAAUAUGCACUUGGCUGAACUAUAUUAAGGUACCAAUUGAACUUACAUUGUAUAGGGCUCAAGACCCCUGUUUCUCUCUCUCUCCCUUUUUAAAAGUGGGUUUCAGGCUGCCAAGAACCACAGUCCCCAAGAGAUUGAAGUCUGUUCACCACUGGUGCAGCAUAGCCAACAGCUGCAAAAAUAAGUUUUCCUCCCAUUUUCCCCGUCACUCUUAACCUCCCACCAACGUGCCUCAGUCCUAACCAAAGGACAACACCUCUUAGCUAAGGACACCUAGCCUCUGAACCCACCCCACCUUUCUAUUGGCACCUCAGCCCUUUGUAAUGACACAGUGGUGGUGAGUGGUUGGGCAUCUUAUAGGGUUUAGAUCUGGAAGAAGCCUUAGGGACCACCUACUUCAACCUCCCUCAUUUUACAGAGGAAGAAACUGAGGCCUGGAAAUGGGAAAUGCCAUGCCCAAGGGCAUACAGCUAAUAAACUGUAGGAAAGAGAAAACUCAUUUCCUCCUCCUUUAAAUCCAGUGUUCUUUCCACUACUUGAAAAUAUUCUCCUCUAUGUAGGCCCAGUGGCUUUGCACAGGCCCAGAGAGUAACCAGUAAGCAUCAUUCCCAAUGACAUGAAGAUUUUUCCCCACCGGUCCUAGUUCUGUGUGACAUCUCUGAGGCAACAAGCUCAUUGCUAAUAUGAAAGUAGAGUCAGAUAGCGAUUUUCCCUGGAGACAUCCUAGUUCAAGAUGUUUUUGUUUACUUUGUUCAGGUGUUAUUUUGGUUUGGUUUGUUUUCACCCUCCCCACCAAUGGCAAACAGAAAAGGGACUAUCCCAGCAUGGGUCAGCAGCUCCUCUCUGCCUCCCUUAUCAGACACUUGCUCUGUGGUUUCUUUCACCAGCCCCUCCAGCCAAUAAGAGUAGCUCAAGACAGACAGUCCUGCAGCUGGUGAGGUAGCAGCAGCUCUGAUUUCCUUCCACUUAGUUCAGAGCUGUCUCUGCUGCUGCUGCUGCUGCUGCUGCUGCUGCUGCUACUGCUUAUACUUCCUUUCAUCAGAAGAUUCUCCUUUUAGAUCAGAACAAGGAAGGACAAGCAAGCCAGGCCAGGGAGGGAUUCAGUGAAGGGAAUUUCAGAUAUUCUGUGUUGAUCCCAGAGAGAGCACCACCCUUCCAUUUUCCAUGCACACCAAGAAUUCUUCGCGUGCUUUGGUGAUUCAGGAUAAUGUCCAGUUGGAUUUAUUUUUUAACAAGACUUUGCCAUUUAUUAUUUUAAGCCCCUAGUGCCAAUUAGAAAAACUCCCCCCCUUUUUUUAAUUAUGAGCUCAUUAAUAUUGUAAGUGUAACUGGAUUUUGUCAUUUCUUGUAUCUGUCACUGUUUGGAUGGAUUUUAUAUAUAUAUUUUUUUCCAUUUACAAAAUUCAGAAAUGGAAAUGAUCCCUUGUGUAUGGGGGCAUGAGGGGAUUGUGGUGUGUGUGUGUGUGUGUUUGUGUGUGUGGGUGUGGGUGUGGGUGUGUGUGGCAUGCCUAUGUAUGCAAGUUUUACUUUUAUGGAAUUUUUCCACUGUGGAGGUGGAGGGGUGGGUGGGGGACUUCAUUUCUCCAAUGAAAGGAUACCAAUGAUCUGUUUUCUUAACAAAAUUCUUAAGGGGGGAAACUUUUUGUUUCUUCUGCCCAUUGGGUUUAAGCAGAUUAAAAAGCUGUGAUUUUCAGAA
This is a messenger RNA of Vombatus ursinus (common wombat), 3283 nucleotides long. RefSeq names its product endoplasmic reticulum-golgi intermediate compartment 1 (gene ERGIC1). The transcript is spliced from 10 exons. Gene Ontology annotation, biological process: retrograde vesicle-mediated transport, Golgi to endoplasmic reticulum; endoplasmic reticulum to Golgi vesicle-mediated transport. NCBI's taxonomy places the organism in Eukaryota, Metazoa, Chordata, Mammalia, Diprotodontia, Vombatidae. The record is from RefSeq and is a predicted model, not a curated record. Gene Ontology annotation, cellular component: Golgi membrane; COPII-coated ER to Golgi transport vesicle; endoplasmic reticulum membrane. Bases 115 to 987 code for a protein of 290 amino acids.